UGAUAUAAAAACCCAAUAAAGGCUACUCUCUUCUGCACUUGUCAAAGAGAAACAAAGAAACACUAUUAUUAAUGGAGACAUUCAAGUCCAACACUUCUCUUCUUUUAUUGGUCACACUCUUCCUUUCAACCAUUGUGUCUCAAAUCAAUGGAGGGGGUAUCAAGACACAAAGUGAAGCCCUUAGCCAACUUUACAAGGCUAAGUUGAAACAAAAUUCCAACAUUGACAGAAGCCAUUUUGAUGCAAAUCUUGAUGAUCUCCAAUAUCUUCAUACUGCUUCUAAAAAAACUGUGGUUUCUCAAGAGGGUUUGAAAGAGAAUGACAAAAUUCAGAAACUUCCGGGGCAACCUCCAGUGAAGUUUGAGCAGUAUGGUGGAUAUGUUACAGUUGAUGAAUCCGCUGGAAGAGCUUUCUAUUAUUAUUUUGUUGAAGCUCAACAUUCUAAGGAAUCUUUACCCCUUCUUCUUUGGCUUAACGGAGGUCCAGGAUGUUCUUCUCUUGCAUAUGGUGCGUUUCAAGAACUUGGACCAUUUAGAGUAAAUAGUGAUGGAAAAACACUUCACAAAAAUAAUUUCGCAUGGAACCAUGCUGCCAAUGUGUUGUUCGUGGAGUCUCCGGCGGGAGUAGGAUUUUCAUACUCUAACACUUCCACUGAUGUUAAAGUUGGAGGAGAUAGAAAAACAGCUAAUGAUAAUUACCGGUUCUUAAUAAAUUGGCUCGAAAAAUUUCCAGAAUACAAGGAUAGAGAUUUUUACAUAUCUGGAGAGAGUUAUGCAGGGCAUUAUGUACCUCAAUUGGCACAUACAAUUUUAUAUCACAACAAGAAGGCCAAAAAGAAUAUCAUUAAUCUUAAAGGAAUCUUGAUUGGUAAUGCAGUGAUUAAUGAUGAGACAGAUACAAGAGGAAUGUACGAGUAUUUUGCAAGUCAUGCCCUAAUUUCUGAUGAAGUUGAAGCUGAAAUCCAGAAGGAAUGCAAGUUCACAGUCCCAGAGAGUGAAGAAUCAGAUAAGUGCCAGGUGGCAUUAGGUAUUGCAGAAUAUGGUACUCACCCCCUUGAUAUCUACGCCAUAUAUGCUCCACACUGCCACAAUUCCAACCUCACUUCCCAUCCCAAGAAGCCUUCUUUAGUGAUCGAUCCAUGCAGUGACGACUACACAACUGCCUACAUGAAUAGGCCUGAUGUUCAGAAGGCUCUCCAUGCCAAUGUUACCAACAUUAAAUAUGCUACUUGGCAGCCUUGCAGUGACAUCCUAACAAAUUGGACAGACAGCCCAUCAACCGUAAUUCCUCUUCUCAGAGAGUUUAUGGCAAAUGAUAUUCGAGUGUGGAUAUUCAGCGGUGACACUGAUGGAAGGGUGCCUGUUACUUCAACCAAGAAAUCUAUUAAGAUAAUGAAUCUUCCUACCAAAACUCCGUGGCAUCCCUGGUUCCUCAAUGAAGAGGUUGGUGGAUAUACACAAGUAUAUAAAGGAGACAUGACAUUUGUUACGGUGAGAGGGGCAGGACAUCAAGUACCAGCCUAUGAGGCAGCUAGAGCCCUUUCACUAAUCAUGCAUUUUCUUGCUGGAACUGACCUCCCCGAUCUAAAACGAUACAAUUAUUAAUUGGACGAGAAAUUGUCUAGUCAAUUAUUAAUUUCCCUUAAGAUCCUAAUUCAUUUCAUGCAAUUAAUCACGGGUUAGGUUUAAACAAAA
This is a messenger RNA of Lycium ferocissimum, 1694 nucleotides long. RefSeq names its product serine carboxypeptidase-like 40. Gene Ontology annotation, biological process: proteolysis. Gene Ontology annotation, cellular component: vacuole. The record is from RefSeq and is a predicted model, not a curated record. Gene Ontology annotation, molecular function: serine-type carboxypeptidase activity. NCBI's taxonomy places the organism in Eukaryota, Viridiplantae, Streptophyta, Magnoliopsida, Solanales, Solanaceae. The coding region runs from base 72 to 1604 and encodes 510 amino acids. The transcript has 8 exons.